Messenger RNA from Protopolystoma xenopodis, 606 nucleotides. NCBI's taxonomy places the organism in Eukaryota, Metazoa, Platyhelminthes, Monogenea, Polystomatidea, Polystomatidae. The record is from the annotation of a GenBank genome assembly.
AUGCAGUGCCUACAUCCGAUGGGUCGGUACCGGCCCUGCUGCCCGCCUCCACAGGGGCCUGGAGCGCUGGCGCCGGCCCAGUUGGGCUCGUGGGGAUGCCGCGGUCGAGGUCCGGCCGUGCUUCAGUCCGGCCUGCAGGGCGUACAAAACGAGCACGAUGCCUCAGAGGCGAACAAUCAAUUCACUUCCGUUGCUGCCAUGCCGGAGAGAGGUCAGGCAUAUCGACAUGACGCCUGCCCAUCGUGGGCAGACUAUCUUUUGCCAGAAAGGAGUGACUUCCUUCCGUCACUUGAGCCCUCUUGCUCUGAUGAACACACACGAGGGGAUGAAGGCAGGCCCGAUUUGACGAGCGGACGUAACAGCUCUGCUCACACACACACACACACAUACACACACAAACACACACCUCAUAUAGACCUGGCAGCUUUUGUCUGCCCCGACACUACCUCCGUGGAAGAGAAGGCACAGACAAUCACUCGUUUGUUUCAGCCUCUUCCUGCCUCAUUUUCCUGUAGAUUUCCUACAAUCUUCCCAUGCCUCCCGGUUACCCUGUGGCCAGUAUCUGCUCCUCCUGGUGUGCACCAAAAUGAGCCCAUCGGGCGCUAG